GGCGCUCCCGGCUCCUCCGGCCGAAGGGGCAUCUCCCAGCCCCUCGGGGCCUCCCCAGCGCCUCCCAUCUCUCCCCGGAGCCCCCGCGGAAGAGGACGCCGGACUAUGGAGCAUUGGCGGGACCCCGAGCCUGGGUCGGGUUUGUGGGCAGAGAUCGCCGGACCUUUCCCGGGGGCUGAAGUGCCUUUCCCCGCCCAUGUGCACCCAAGCCAGCAUCCCCUGCCUCUGGCUCAGCCUGGCAGCCCAGCUCAGGAGGAGGAGGAGGAGGUGCCCGGUGGCCUGCCCUGCCUUGCCCAAGCGGACAACGCCUACCUGGGGAUGAGCUCCAGGCUCCGCACACCAGGCCUCCAAGACCCGGCCAGGGGUACUUUCUUCUACUGGGCCAGGUGGGGCAAUGUGGCCCGUCAGCGCAAGACAGUGGAGGGCCUCCUGCAGCAACAACAUUGCUUGUGCCUGGCUCGCCACUACUGCCGGCGCCUGAAGGCGGCUUCGGACUUUGUGCGCCGCUUGAUGGAAGCCGAGCGACGUUUUGUGGCGCCUGCUGGCAGGCAGAGCUCUGACGGGGCCUGGCUGCUGCGGGGACUCUGCCAGGAGCUGCGGGUGCACACCUCUCAUUGGGGCUGCCUGCAGUGCCACCUGCGCAAGGACCCCUGGCUGAGGCCCCUGCUGCUUCGGCAGCCUGAGGCGGUGCAGCGCAUGAAGUGGUCCCUCGGGCUGCUGGCUCUGCAGGCGCUCUGCCUGCUGGAGAGAUGCUUGGAGGCCGUUCUGCAGCACUGGGCCUGUGGGCCACUCCCUCUGCUCUCAGAGGCCUUCCGGGGCCUGGAGAGCUAUAACCAGGGGCUGAGUGAGUGGGGCCUGCAGGGAGCCAAGCCGGGGCCAGGAGCUCCAGGGCAACAGGGGGUACAGGCUUUCUCUGUGGAGAGGGUGCUGGCCGUCUUGGCUGCCGAAAGAGGACGCCUGGCUGGUGACAGGCUGGCUCUGCUGCUGCCUUGGCAGCAGGCAGGGACCAGCGACCCGAGGCUCACAGCCGCUGACGCUUCCGGGGCGGGCGAGGAUCUCCCUGCACACCUGCAGGCCUUGUGCCGAGAGGAGGAGGAGGCGGUCAUGGAGCUGCUGCCAGGAUUGCUUGCGUCCACUGGUGGCCUGAAGCAUCGCCUCCUGCACCGGCCCAAGCAGGACCAACCCCAGGGGACCCCCGGUGCAGCCCAGGGCCUGGCCCCUACCCCACUGCCCAGCUGGAAGUCUUCUGAUCGGCUGGAUGCCUCCUUCGCCGAAGCAGCUGCGAUGCUCUGCACUGAAUACCGACCCCUCUUCUGGAAAGUGGCGUCGACCUCCUGGGUGCGCCAGCUGGAGCUCCAAGCGAACCAGGCUGAGUGUCAGAGGGGAGCCGGGGCUGCCCUGGGCCAGCGGGUGACCAACAGUCUGGUGGAGGCUUGCCUGCCUGCAGAGGCUGCGGAGGAACUGAAGGACGUGGCCCUUCGCCUGCUCAGGCGUGAUGCCCUGUGGCAAUGGGACCCAGGGUUCUGCCAUGCUCUGGGUACCAGCCUUGUGGACAGGUGCUUGCCCAAGCCCACGACUGUGGCCUGCAGCCAGACAGGGAAACUUUUGCGGAGCCUCUUCCUGCUCCUGGCCUUCUGCAUGAGAUGCCUGGAGAGGCAGCCUUUCCAUGGUGGCCCAGGGCAGCGCCUGGUCCUUGCCAGCCUCCACCUGUGCCUGCUUUCCCUCGCGGUGGCUACCUGCCAUGCCUCUUCCUACUGGACCAUGAGCAAAGCCUACCAGUACUUGGCCUCCUGGUCCCUCAGCCAAUUCCUUCUUGUGGCCCAAGGGGAUUUGCAGCUGCUGAAAACGGAAGCCAGGAAGAUGUUGGUGCUGGUGAGCAGGGCCUUCUUGGAGGACAGGUGGAAGCAGAGCCCUUUGGCCUUUCAUCGGGAGCGGGAACUGAGCCUGCGAGUCCAUUCGGCAACUACCAGCAUCCAACUUUUUGCCAAUGACGUGCUGGAGUUGUUUUGUCUGGACUGCAGACGCGUGUCAGCCGAGGUCUUUGGACAGGCCAUGCCGCUUGGCAAAUACUGGCGCCUUGCCCUGCAGGCAGAACCACCCUCCGCUGGCAGCAAGUAUGCCCAGGCUGCGGCCCAAGCCAUCCUAGCGCCGGUCCUGCAAGGUGUCCGGUGGCUUUCCCAGGAUUCCCAGGCUCUGGUCCUCAGCCGGGUCACAACGGCCUUCCUGGAAGUCUGGAUGGAGCACAUCCUGGCCCAGAAGAUCAAGUUCAGCCUCCAGGGAGCCCUGCAGCUGAAGCGGGACUUCGACCUGGUGCGGGAAACCCUGCAGUCGGAGGAGUACGAGCUGCCUGCCGAGGUGAAGCAGCUGGUUUCCUCCCUCCGGGCCUUCCAGCAAACGGACAACGCCGUCGCUUGCCUCCUCCAGCAGCCCAGCAAGGGCACCUUGUCCUCCUGCAGCUGGGACGCCCUGCAAAAGUGCUGCUCACGUGAUGGGAUGCGGUCCUGGCAUGGCAGCCCAGGCAGUCUGAGCAACCUGGAACACCUGGAAGGGCUGCCCGUCCGUGCUCGAGCUGGGCCAGAGAGCUGGGCGGCUGACUUGCUGAGCCGUGCCCCGGGAGGUGGCACAAGCUCCGAGACCUACCUGAGCCUGGCCCAGCAGGAGUGGCUGGCGCUGCGGCUGCACGGGGCCCGCCGCUGGAGGAUGCCCGCCCUCUCCUGCAUGGACCACCCCUCGGAGGCUUGAUCCCACUGGGCCUCCAGACCCUGAUCUCGGCCUGCCCUCCCUCCUUCUGAGCUGCUGGGCCUUCCGGCCACCCUAGUAGUGGGGGCUGGGGGCUGGGGCGGGUGGGAAGGAGCCCAAUCCCACAAAGGCCUUCCUUGGCUUGGCAACAUUCUGCAACAGCCCCCCCUGCCCCCCAGCAAUGGGCAACCCCGAUUUGGUAUAGGAGCCACAGGAAGCAGCCUCUUGCUCUGACUUGGAGCCAUUCCUCGUCCUGGCUGAGCCUUAUUCAGGACAAGGGAGGCUCGGCUGGGCCGUGGUGCACAGUGGGGUCAACUGGUCUGGUUCUCAAGCAGAGCAGGAAGUCAGGUAAGGGGCUGUUCCUGCAGGACCCCCCUUUUCCCCCCCAUCCUCUUGGUUCUGUUACCCACUCCCCUUUAGGGGGCACCUGGGACUGGGGUGCUAGUAAGUGCAAUUGGGGCAUUUCUUGGGGUGUUUGGGAGGUGGGGGAAGAGGAGGCCUGCACAGGUGAAUCGAAGCCCUGGCCACCUCCAUCGCCUGCCCAGCCUGCUUUGAAAGAGACAGGCAGAUGCUACGUCCUUGGUCCCUGUUUUGGCUUCUGUGAGGCCAGGCUCUCUCUCCUCAGGCAGGGACCUGAAGGUGCGCCAUUUGUCCUCAACCCUCAACAUCCUUUUCUCGCUUUGGCCCCUCGGCGUCUGACUAUCCAACCUCUUGAGGCCUUAACAAAAGCUGUUGCCACUCGGACAUCAGAAAGCCCUGGGUGGCUGCUGGUCUUUUUGAAGUUUUUGGCCGCAGUUUGUCUCUACGCUCUCGCUGGGUUGCUGGAGGAGGCAGGCGCCAGCCCAGGCAGGUGUCCCGAUCCUCGGGAGCGGGGUGGGGGACUUAGGGAAGCCCCUUCCUGCCCCGAAGGCUCCAGGGGCUGGUUGUCAGGGACACAUUUUUGGAGGCCUUGGCCAGGCAGAAGCGGAUUGCUGAUUUCUACAUUCAUCUCGUGUGAAAGACGAAAGGCUAAAAGAAAUAAAGGCCAUUAUAUACC
Molecule: messenger RNA, 3775 nt
Organism: Pseudonaja textilis
Lineage: Eukaryota; Metazoa; Chordata; Lepidosauria; Squamata; Elapidae
Gene: CCDC142
Product: coiled-coil domain containing 142
Source: RefSeq, a predicted model, not a curated record